Drosophila willistoni is the source of this 686-nucleotide messenger RNA. RefSeq names its product NADH dehydrogenase [ubiquinone] 1 alpha subcomplex subunit 8 (gene ND-19). The transcript has 5 exons. Gene Ontology annotation, biological process: mitochondrial electron transport, NADH to ubiquinone. NCBI's taxonomy places the organism in Eukaryota, Metazoa, Arthropoda, Insecta, Diptera, Drosophilidae. The record is from RefSeq and is a predicted model, not a curated record. Bases 75 to 602 code for a protein of 175 amino acids.
UUGCCAUGGCUGGUCACACUGAUUCUAAACAGCUGUUGUUUUGUUGAGACUGGGAAAAAGAUUGCGGCAGCAAAAUGGUCAUCACCAACAACACAACACUGCCCGAGGAAUCGGAAUUGAAUACCCAGGAGCUAAAUCUGUCGACGGCUGCUUUAAGAGCAGGCGCCUUUCAUUUGGGCAAACAAUGCGAACAGCAAAAUAAUGAGUUUAUGCUAUGCCGACAGGAGCUUGAUGAUCCAAGGGCCUGUUUGUCAGAGGGCAAAGCUGUAACCAAUUGCGCCCUGAACUUCUUCCGUCAGGUGAAGAAGACCUGUUAUGAGGAAUUCAUGCAAUACGCCACUUGCCUGGACAAGAGCAGUGGAACCAUGGCUUUUGGGCACUGCCGCAAGACCCAGGGUGUGUUUGACAAGUGUGUUAAGGACAACUUUGAUUGGGAUCGUCCAUCCUAUGGUUACUUUUCCAGGGCCAAGGUGGUACAAACAGCUCGCCCACCUCCAAAGAAAGAGGAAAUCACCGUUUAUCCCGAUGCCACACCUGGCCUACCCGAGGAUUAUCCAAAGCCACCAGCCAAAUAUGGCUCACGUUUCCAUUGGCUGGAAUAGUUGUUGUUGAUCGAUCAAUUAAAUAAUUGCUCCCAGCUUGAAAAAUCAUCUUCUAAUCUAAUAUAGAAAACUUCUAAUUGUUGA